Messenger RNA from Zophobas morio, 2353 nucleotides. Its product is annotated as protein O-mannosyl-transferase TMTC2-like. The record is from RefSeq and is a predicted model, not a curated record. Bases 17 to 2353 code for a protein of 778 amino acids. Gene Ontology annotation, cellular component: endoplasmic reticulum. The transcript has 25 exons. NCBI's taxonomy places the organism in Eukaryota, Metazoa, Arthropoda, Insecta, Coleoptera, Tenebrionidae. Gene Ontology annotation, molecular function: protein binding; mannosyltransferase activity. Gene Ontology annotation, biological process: endoplasmic reticulum unfolded protein response; protein O-linked glycosylation via mannose.
UCAUAUUUUAUUAGUAAUGGUAAACGCGAAGGGAAUUGCUGGCCAAGAAAACGAAUGCAAAGAUUAUUUAGAAAAAAAACUCAAGUAUUCUAAAAAGACGAAGAAAAAGAAUAAAACUAAAGUUGAUUUUACUUCUAUAUGGUACUUUGACAAAAAAAUUAUCCUUGUCCCGCUGGUAGCCGUCUUAUGCUUUGUUAACACUUGGAAUCACGAGUUUACUUUUGAUGAUUUGGCGGCUAUUCAAAAAAACAAAGAUCUCCUCCCCGAAACUCCUCUAUACAAUAUUUUUAUUAAUAACUACUGGGGUUCCCCUAUUAAACAUUUAAACGCGCAUAAAUCCUACAGACCCAUAACCACUCUAACUUUUAAAGCUAACUAUUUACUAACCGGUUUGAAUUCCUAUUCCUACCAUAUUGGUAAUAUUAUUUUCCACGCUAUAAGUUCUUAUCUCGCUUGUGUACUUUGCUUUACACUUUUUUAUAAUAAGAAGACUGCACUUCUCAGUGGUCUUCUUUUUGCCGUGCAUCCUCUUCAUUGCGACUCUGUUGCCAGUGCAGUAGGAAGAGCCGAUGUUUUAGGCGCGAUCUUUUUUUGUCUGUCGUUAAUAUUUUUUCAGAAAUCUGUUGGCUUCUUCCGUUCAAGCAAUGCGAAUCUCUACACUGCCGGCCGCACGAAUUGGCUGCUUUUCGGAAUUUCAAUAUUAUUUUCUGUUAUCGGCUUGUUAUCUAAAGAACUUGCUUAUGUGUCCGUUAUUCUAUUCGGCGUUUAUGAGAUCGCUGCUUUAUAUCGAGAGCGACGCAUACACUUUUACGGCACACGGAAGAUCAGCCUUGUAAUUGCUGUGCGUUGUCUUUAUCAACUCGUCUCUUCUCCGCUCUUCCCAGUCUUCGCCGUCCGUCAGCUAACGAACUUAUUUUUCUGCUGCGUCACAAUGUACGGCCGCUAUUUGAUUACCGGCGCCACACGCCAGUACAUAUUGUCUCACUUCAAUUAUAUUUCCGAACUUCCAGAUAAACUUGGAAGAGGAUUAUCAAUUUCCUACUUCCAUUUUCUUCACUGGUGGCCUCUUGUUUACCCCGUCAAUUUAUGCUGCGAUGCCAGCUACAAUUCGGUUGAGUUGGUCACCAGCCUUUACGAUCCUCGUGUCUUCAUUAUCGUAUUUUUUAACGUGUUCAUGCUAUUGGUUCUGCCAUACAAGUUCCUCGUGACUGAACCGGAUCAUUCUGCUCCUUUAUUGGUGUCUUAUUUUAUCGGACUACUUCCAUUCCUUCCAUGCGCAAAUUUAUUUUGGUGGGCCGGGUUUGAGAUUGCCGAGAGAAUCAUGUACAUGCCGUCCUUUGGCUUUUGCUUUGUAGUGGGCCACUUUAUUUCUCAAGCUCUUUUUGCUUAUGCUAAUCCCGAAUCGCCUAAGAAGUCUUCACAGAAACGCAAUAAAAAGGCGUUAUUCUCCGCUUACGCCGCCGUGGCUUGUCUGCUGCUGGUCUUGGCAGGGAGAACCAUCCGCAGGAACAUGGACUGGGCAAACUCGUUAACCUUGUGGGAGUCUGCGAUAAAAGUAUACCCCAACAAUACCAAAGCUCACUAUAAUUAUGCUAACGAGCUUAUCCUAUUGGGCGAUCAUGCUUCACGAGAGAAAGCGCUGGAGCACUAUAAUAAGUGUUUUUCUGUGCGAUAUGAUGGAUUCUACACUAUGAACUAUGGAAAGGCGCUUCUUUUAAUGGGGCACGUAAAAGAAGCAGAAGAAAUAUUUUGGCGCGGCAUAAACGAACCACUUCGCGCACUCGACGGCACGCCAGUUCAUCAAGAUUAUCUCUACAACGCUCUGGGAGAGUUGUACAUAGCCCAGCAGAAGUGGGAAAAGGCAAGAGAAUGUUUUAAAGGAGCAGCUUUAUAUCUUAUGUCCCCUUAUAAGCUACCUGAAAAUUUUCUUUUAACCCUGAAUCCAACUUUUAAGAAUCUCCGCCUUUACACGAUAGUCAAUGAAAAUACCACCAAUUUCAAAUCGAAACUUUUAAAAAUUGACGAAUUGCUCAGUAAUAACUAUCCUGAAAGAGAGUUAAGCGAAGGGCAGUUAAUGUUUAGAAACCAUAAUGUUUCCAACGCACUCAACUGGUACGCUGACGCACUUUUAAAUUUGACGAUGCACUGUAUCUGCUCUGCAACUUUAUUAAACUUGAGAAAUUUGUAUUUUUUUCUGCACUCUGAUGCUUACAGCCUUAUGGGCUCAAUGCUUCAGGAACAAAAGAGAACCACAGAUGCGCUCGUCAUGGCAAACUUAUUAAAUAACCUUAAAGAUUACGAGAAAAAUAUCGCUAUUUUGGAAGCAGCUCGACUUGAGGCUAACCGGCAUUAA